This is a messenger RNA of Syngnathus acus (greater pipefish), 2725 nucleotides long. RefSeq names its product nudix (nucleoside diphosphate linked moiety X)-type motif 3b (gene nudt3b). NCBI's taxonomy places the organism in Eukaryota, Metazoa, Chordata, Actinopteri, Syngnathiformes, Syngnathidae. Bases 203 to 727 code for a protein of 174 amino acids. The transcript is spliced from 5 exons. Gene Ontology annotation, molecular function: endopolyphosphatase activity; bis(5'-adenosyl)-hexaphosphatase activity; diphosphoinositol-polyphosphate diphosphatase activity. The record is from RefSeq and is a predicted model, not a curated record. Gene Ontology annotation, cellular component: cytoplasm; nucleus. Gene Ontology annotation, biological process: diphosphoinositol polyphosphate metabolic process; diadenosine hexaphosphate catabolic process; diadenosine pentaphosphate catabolic process.
GUCGUGGGCGUAGUGGCUCCUUGUAAUGGCGACCGUGCCGGAGAUGCGCCGAUCUGUGUAAAAAUGAAGCGGAGAAGAAGUUAUAUAUCUUAAAGCGAAAACGCCGAGGCUCCUCCCGAGGAGGACUUUGCGUGUACAAACGUCGCCUUCGAACGUGCUCAACUUAGCCGUGCUUUUCCAACGCCUGUGCACCCCCUCCGCGAUGAUGAAGCUCAAGUCAAACCAGACCCGGACGUACGACGGGGACGGCUACAAGAAGCGCGCCGCCUGCCUGUGCUUCAGGAGCGAAUCGGAGGAAGAGGUGCUGCUGGUAAGCAGCAGUCGACAUCCCGAUAAAUGGAUCGUUCCCGGUGGGGGCAUGGAACCUGAGGAGGAGCCCAGCGUUGCUGCUACUCGGGAAGUGUGCGAGGAGGCGGGCGUGAAGGGGACGUUGGGUCGUUUAGUCGGCGUGUUCGAGAACCAGGAAAGGAAACACAGAACCUUUGUUUACGUUCUCAUCGUGACGGAGGUUCUGGAGGACUGGGAGGACUCGGUCAACAUUGGGAGGAAAAGGGAAUGGUUUAAAAUAGACGAUGCCAUACAGUUGUUGCGGUGUCACAAGCCCGUGCAGGCCACGUACUUCGAGGCUCUCCAGGAGAGCUGCCUGACCAGCAACGGGACCCCAUUGGCGGCCACCAUUGCCCCCACCUACAGCAUCAACCAGAGCUCCGUCUCAGAUAUCAGAUAACUAAAACCCCAAACUGAACACCACCCUAAGCACCCGCCACCAUGCCACGCCACGCGCCCCCCUCCGCACCCUCCACGUCAGGAGCUUUUGGCCACCACUUGCGCUCUUACUUCUUCUUCGACUCUGUCUGCUUUGCCUUGCCAACUCCUCGGCGACGCCGUGGUGGCGCAGACUGGAUGACGAGUGUUGACGGAAACACCUUGUGCAUUUUUCACCUUCUUUUGGUUUUGUUUUCUUUUUACUGAACCCCCUUGCAUGAAAACAAAAGACCCCACCCCCCCUCUGCGAUGCACCCGUAGUGUGUUAACUGAAUGGAAAAACAACUACUUUUUACCGUUGUCAUGUAAAAGUGUGUGUCAUCUCUCUCGUGCUUGAACCAGAAAGGCUUUCGGCGGUCCUUUUUUAACUAGGUGCCCCUCCUUUUUGUUUUUCAGACUUUUCUCUGUGCUCCCUUGUUUCUUUGGAUUUUAGGUAUUUUUUUUGGGCCUCCUUUUAUUAUGCUCAUCAAAGCAUAGUUUGAUCCUCUCCGGAACUCGUCUAACUGUCACACGGUGCACGUUCACUCCAAAAUGGUAGUAGAAAGAAUGUCAACAUUACUUCACCUGGAGCAUCUUUUUUUUUUUUUUUUUUAUUUAAACGUACCCCCUCCUGUGAUCGAGUGAAAUGUUUUCUGCCGCACGCCAAGGGUCAAAGUACAACCAUUUCAAAAACCAUGCAGCGCAUAUCCUGUUUUCCCUCCUCACGUUCAGUUUGCUUCAGUUGUUUACAUUACAGGUGUCUUUAGUGGGCACGUUUCCUUUUUUUCUCAAUGACCUUUCCUCCAAAUGCCAACCCAGGAGGCAGAAAUCAGUACUGCUCCCGAUGUUUUUUUUUUUUUUUUUUUUCUAAUAUAACAACUGUAUUAGCUCGCUUGCGUCUUUGUGCGUUAAUUUAUACUUGGACACGCAAUGCACACAGAAAGUCGCAGAGUCUAUUUGGGUGUGCUACAGAAAAUCGGGGCGGGUUUAUGUAUUUAAUCUGCACCCCACCCAAUUUGACAUUGAAAGUAAGAGAAUCAGCAAUGCUGUGUUUGGCAGCAUGCGGCGCAAACAAGCCUUGUACAGUGAGACUUUGUUUUUAAAAUGUAAAAUGCUUUUUGUUUUUGGAUACUAGCUUGUUUCCGUUUGUUUCUCUCUAAACGUCUGGCAAGAGUCUCUUUAGCCGCGUCACGAAAGCCGCCGGCUCCAUACUGUGAAACUGGAGGCGCUGUUGUAGAUGAGCACGGAAGAAGUUUUUACUGUAAAUUGUUUAUUUCUGUAUAGAUCAACGGCGAGCAUAAAAAAAAAAAAAAGGUGUCAUUUCAAAUGGGAAUUGAUGAAUUGCCAGUCACCCGUCCGCGUGACGUUGAACGAACGAUGAGGCUGAGAUCACUCUGACCGGUGACUCUGAACGGGCUAAAUGGUAGAAAAUGGAUGAAUAGAUCACCAGAACAUGACAACCCCAAAAUCCGCUGUGGUUUCACAUGAAAGGGUUUCUGUCAGUGGUCCCCCACCCUGGGUUUUGGCGGUCUUUUCGUCAAAAUCAUAAUUUGGAUUCAUGCUGAUUAUUAGCUGCUUAUCGUCUUCCCAAGCAGGUUUUGCGGUGACCGGAUGGCCACCACCGUUUGGCUCUUUGCGUGCAAGUUGUCGACACGGAAUGUUGAAGCCGACCUGCACAUGUUCAACCUCUUUGGUAGUAUGAAGAGCAUGACGAUAGUGCCGUUAAAGGGUGUGGAAGUUGAGCCACUGAGUUGGUUGUUUUUGGGUUUCUCGAAGUGGAGAGCGUAAAGGCUGUGUGACGGGUGCUGAUAGGGACAGAGGAAGUUGACCUGUAGGAUUUUUUUUUUUCGCUUCCAGAGUAGUUACAGAUGGAAGAAAGAUGCGUCGCUAUUCUGCCAAAGUUGGUGUCACUGUCAACUUGCUGAAUUUAGACCAUUUUCAAAUUUCUGAAAUAGUCUCGGAGGCACAACUGUAGCUGUGU